AUGCCCGUGUACAGAGCAGAAGUCACCUGCACGGUCGCCCUAAAGAGUGGAGGUACGGCCACCGAGAAAUUCAUCACCAUCCUCGAACUCAACACGCCCUUGCGAGACCUCGCCAAACUCUUCACCGAAAGUGGACUAUGCCUCUUGGAAGAGGUCUUGGACUUUACGGAAGGCUAUAUGGAGAUGGUGGGAACUGUGCGUGAAUGUCUGAGGCCUGAUGUGGAGCUCUUUGUGAGGGGUCGUCAACUGUCCCAGAAAGAGAUUGAACAAGCGGCGUUCUCAUGGUUCUUCUCCUCGCACGCAAUCUCAACCCCCCUUAUCACUCAAGAGCUGACUCAAGCCAUGAGCACCACUCUCGCUCGAGCAUUGGUCCCCGCCCUUAUCCCCUCCUUAAUCCCUGCUCUCGUUCCAGCACUCGCCCCUGCUCUUGCGCCCGAGUUGAUCCAAAACAUUGCCGCUCUUCAGGGAUCCUCGACACCACCAUCACAACCCCGUUCUCAUCGUCUCAUCGCCUCCUCAUCACACAACAAAAUCAUCACACCACAGGAUAUGGAGUCUGGAUUCAAAACGGCUACCGUCAACAAGGACCCCCACCAUAUCAGCGAGGAGAGCUCGAGCUCGAGUGAGAGCAAUGAUGAAGACAUGGAUCAGGACAGCUCUUCAGAGUCGGAGGAUGAAGGGCCUGAGGCCGCUGUUGAGGAAAUGAAGAUCCAGGAGGAGUCCAGUUCAGGUGAGUCCAGUUCGGACGAGGGCGACAAGGACAACGACGACCAUGAGCACACGAAAGACGCCCCAGCCCAGAUGAUUAAGAAGGCCACGCCUGCCCUGAUCGUCAAGAAGGACGCCGCCCAGAUCAAGCAAGACAACGACAAUGCUCUGGUGGACCUGUUCAAGGAUGACGUCUAUAUGGAAUCGGAUUCGGACAGCAGUUCGGAUGAGGAUAAGGCGAAACCUUUAAUGGUUGUUCCUCAGGUCGCUUUUCAAGCUGCCGUGGCCAAGGUGGAACCUCAGGUCAAGGAGUCCAAGGAUACCACCACCAUCAGCAAGCCACUCGUUCCUGUACAAUCCACUCCCUUUCUCGCCUCACCAGAGUCACUAAACCCCGUCCAUUUAAUGACCACCACCUCAAGUCCCGCAAAGGUCGUAGAGAGCAAACCCAUUGUUUCCUCUGGUCUGGACUCGCUGCUCACGGCACAGUCUUCAACUUCUUCGUCUUCAGUCUCUUCGUCUUCGGCCUCUUCGUCACCAGCCUCCUCGCCAUCAUCCUCUCCAACUCCCGUGAGAUCGCCAGCCCCUUCACCAGCUCCCGCCCCUCGACGAGAAUCCGCCUCGAUCUUUGCAACCCCCGCCGUCAUCGCCAGUGCAUCAACACCCUUGCCCGAGAAAGCGCCACUCUCAGACGCCAUCUCUUCCUUCUCGCCUUACCGCGCCUUCACCGCAAUCGCAACUGCACCUGCAACAUCACCCAUCAUGUCUAGAACAACGUCAUCAUCUUCGUUGUCGUCUUCGUCGUCGUCGUCUACUUUUCUCAAGCGUCCCUCUCCAGACCAGUCCCGUCACAUAGUCUCCCCCGAACGCCCCAAGAAGAAACAGGCCGGUUUCGCAAUCUCGGUCCCUCUAGAUCCUUUCCGCGCUCUCAGCCCUGAGGACAGGAGCGAUGAGGACUCUGAGGAUGAUGUUAGAUAUUCUCAAGAGGUCUUGUACUCGGCCCUAUCAAGACCUCGUCGUACCCCCUCACCUGUCAAAGACGAUGAGGAGGAAAUGCCAGUGUACAUACCACUCAACCUGGUCGUCAAGCAGCAGCAGGAGGAUGAGGAUGAGGAUGAGGGGGAGAGCCAGUCGGACCAUGAGCAAAUCCGCAGCGAGGUCAUACUUGUGAAGGUUGAUGACCACCAGGAGGAUGAGCCAUUGAAGAGCGAGGCCCCGUGGCAAGAGCCAAUGUCGAUCACCAGCUCCUCCGAGCAGUCGUCGCCGUCGUCCCAGUUAACGCUAGUCGACAUCAAGCAAGAGCAUCUGUCGCAGAACCCGUCUACUGUGCAGGCACAAUACCGGGAAGCUGAAGCAGAGGCCAACAACGCCACCGCCGCGGCCUCAGUGCUCCUCAAGCUUUCGACCACCCGGGUCUUUUCGGACCGCGAGGACGAGGAAGAGGACCAGCAACUCUCACCCGUCGUCUCUCCUCCUGGUGCUUUGCUCGAGUACCUCAAGUCGGCCAACUCCCCUGCUUCCCCCAAGGAACAACAGCCCGACUUGUCGGCCGCCCCCAAACACCCUCUCUCGGAGUCAGACUCAUCUGCACCCGCACCAAUUCAAGCACCUGUGCCAACGACACCCUCCAAGAAGUCGCUGGCUGAAACCAUGGCCGCGUACCCUACUUUUGCGUCCCUUGCCAGUCUCCGUGGCCCCGAUAUCCCUGACACGACCUCCAACACGGACGAGAUUGUCGCCUUCUUGGAUAAAGACAUGGAGGGCCUUUCGCGCGAUAGCAGUCUGACAGGUCCUCCAUUCUUCUUGCCUGUCCGUCCACAGGGUCUCCCUGCCAACCACAUCAACAAGGUCACCCCCACCAGGGUCGCAGACAUGCCUCCUCCUCCUCCCUUCGACGACGAGAGUACCGUCAGUCCUGAACUCCGACCCUCUGUCAGCCCCAUGUUCGUCCCCAAUAUCGAAAAUCGCAACAAGGAGGAUAUUAAGAUGGACGAUCUGGAUCUCGAUCGGAUUCCUGAAACUCAGUUGCAUUCCGAUAACGAGGACAGUAUCUUCAACAUCCCCUCUUCUCAACGUCCUGCUCUUCCCGGAACGGGGAUCGCAGCAGCAGCAGCAGCCAAGGCGCCUAACGGGUGGGUCGACGAUACCCGUGAUGCCAUGGACGAUUUCCAGUUUAGCGACGACGAGGAGAGGAGGGCUACGUUAAAGAGACGGGCUUUGGAGGUGGAUUUGGAGGAGCUCUCCGAGAGCGAGUAUGAACAACAGCCGACAGAUAUCCCUGAGGGCAUGUUUGGACAGAACCGUGUCAGACAGCCUGGGCAACCCGAGUACCGCUACGAGACUGUCUUUAAGGACAUUCACUUGACUCCUACCCCGAGCGUAGAUUCCGUCCAACCCAAGCGGCCCAGACUCUCGUCGCCUUCUUCUGGCUCUGGCUCUGGCUCUGACUCUGACUCUGAUGGAUCUGACGCCGAAUCCUCUAUCGUCUCCUCCGACGAGGACGAGGACGAGGACGAUGACAAAGGUGCUGCUGCAAACGCCAAGAAACCACACCCGUUGGACGCACUAGGCGAGCUACCACCAAUGAUCUCCAGCCAGAGUUCAUUCUCCAUCAUGCCAACUCUGACCGCCCUCUCUCAAGAACGGACCACAAUGACCAAGAAGAUGGGCUCCCUCGAAAUGGCCCUCAAGCAGCAACGUGACGACGACAACGAUGAAGAUGACGAUGAUUUCGCUAUCACCAUCAAGCAUACGGGUCCCCCACCAGUCGUCCGUAGUCGCGGUCGUGGAGGAGCCGUCCGUGGAGCAGGAUUAACUCGCGGAGCCUCGUCACCUGGACGUGGCGGUCGUGGUGGCCGUGGGGGUGUCACUAUUGCGGCGGCGAGGACUGGUGGGCGACAUCCCGACAGUGACAGUGACAGUGACAUUGACAGUGGCAGGGGUAGAUCCUCUCUUCAAAACCUCUUUUCGUAA
Molecule: messenger RNA, 3681 nt
Organism: Linnemannia hyalina
Lineage: Eukaryota; Fungi; Mortierellomycota; Mortierellomycetes; Mortierellales; Mortierellaceae
Source: the annotation of a GenBank genome assembly